Molecule: messenger RNA, 2670 nt
Organism: Glycine soja
Lineage: Eukaryota; Viridiplantae; Streptophyta; Magnoliopsida; Fabales; Fabaceae
Product: transport inhibitor response 1-like protein
Exons: 3
Coding region: 126-1889 (587 amino acids)
Biological process (GO): SCF-dependent proteasomal ubiquitin-dependent protein catabolic process
Cellular component (GO): SCF ubiquitin ligase complex
Molecular function (GO): protein binding
Source: RefSeq, a predicted model, not a curated record
GAAUAAAGAGAGUUAAAAAAAAUGUAAAAUAAAAGAAGAAAAAGGCAGAAAGGGGUGUAAUAAGGAGGGAGAGGAGACACAGACUCUAUAGCUAAUCCUUCCCGACUCUCUAAGAAACCAAAAAGAUGAAGCAAAUCGACGACGGCGAUGACGAGCAGCGAUCCCUCUCCCCUCUGCCGGAACAGGUCCUGGAGAACGUCCUGGAAAGCGUGCUCCACUUCCUCACCUCCCGUCGCGACCGCAACGCCGCCUCACUGGUCUGCAAGUCCUGGUACCGCGCCGAGGCCCUCACCCGCCCCGACCUCUUCAUCGGCAACUGCUACGCCGUUUCCCCCCGGCGCGCCACCGCCCGCUUCCCCCGCGUCCGGUCCCUGACCAUCAAGGGCAAGCCCCGCUUCGCCGACUUCGACCUCAUGCCCCUGAACUGGGGGGCCCACUUCACCCCCUGGGCCACCGCACUCUCCCAAUCUUACCCUUCCUCCCUCAACAAACUCCACCUCAAACGCAUGUCCCUCACCGACCACGACCUCAUCCUCCUCUCCCACUCCUUCCCCUCCUUCCAAGACCUCGUUCUCACGUGCUGCGAAGGCUUCGGCACCACCGGCCUCGCCGCCCUCACCUCCAACUGCAGAUUGCUGAGAGUGCUUGAACUAGUGGAAUGCGUGGUUGAGGUUGGCGACGAGGAAAUGGAUUGGAUAUCGUGUUUUCCGGAGAGUGAUGCUCAGACACAUUUGGAAUCUCUUGUUUUUGACUGCGUGGAGUGUCCCGUUAAUUUCGAUGCUUUGGAGAGGCUGGUGGCGCGGUCUCCCUUGUUGAGGAAGCUGAGGCUGAAUCGUUAUGUUUCGAUGUCUCAGCUGCACCGGUUGAUGCAUCGAGCGCCGCAGCUGACGCAUCUGGGAACUGGAUCCUUCAGUGCUUCGGAGCUGGAUCAGGAACUGGAUUUUGCGUCUGCCUUCGCCUCUUGUAAAUCGUUGGUUUGUUUGUCUGGGUUUAGGGAGUUUUGGGCGGAUUAUCUCCCUGCUAUUUAUCCAGCUUGUGCCAAUCUCAUAUCCUUGAAUUUCAGUUUUGCUGAUAUCAGUGCGGAUCAGCUCAAAUCGGUUAUACGGCACUGUCAUAAGCUACAGACCUUUUGGGUCCUAGAUACCAUAUGCGAUGAAGGGCUUCAAGCGGUGGCUGAGACUUGCAAGGAUUUGCGUGAGCUUCGGGUUUUCCCUGUCAAUACCAGGGAGGAGAUAGAAGGUCCCGUGUCUGAGGUGGGAUUUGAGGCGAUUUCUCGAGGUUGUAGGAAACUGCAGUCGAUUCUGUUUUUCUGCCAGAGGAUGACGAAUGCUGCUGUGGUGGCCAUGUCAAACAACUGCCCGGAUCUUGUGGUGUUUCGGUUGUGUAUAAUUGGGCAGUAUCGGCCGGACCCUGUGACACUAGAACCCAUGGAUGAGGGUUUUGGUGCCAUUGUUAUGAACUGCAAGAAGCUCACUCGGCUUGCUGUGUCUGGUUUGCUGACUGACCGGGCUUUUAGUUACAUUGGGACGUAUGGGAAGUUGAUUAGGACGCUGUCAGUUGCCUUUGCUGGAGACACUGACCUUGGACUCCAAUAUGUUCUACAAGGAUGUCCUAAUCUGCAGAAGCUUGAAAUCAGGGACAGUCCAUUUGGGGAUGGAGCUUUGCAUUCUGGCUUGCAUCACUUUUACAACAUGAGGUUCCUCUGGAUGUCCUCAUGUAAGUUGACGCGCCAAGCUUGCCAAGAAGUUGCGCAGACAUUGCCCCAUCUGGUGUUGGAAGUCAUUAAUAGUGAAGAGGACAAAGCUGAUGGUAUAGAGAUUCUGUACAUGUAUCGGUCUCUGGACGGGCCACGGGAUGAUGCUCCAAAAGUUGUUACCAUCCUUUGCUGAUUCUUUGAAACUUAACUAGUUUUUAGAUAAACCUGCCACAAGAUUGAUGAUUUGUACUGUCAAUGUCAGAAAAAGUUGAGCUAAGAACUCAGCUGUUUUUGGCCAACACUGUUGUGAUGGCAGGCCAUAGAGGACUAUAGAUUCUAUUAUGUGGCAAAGCAUUUCAAAUUCUGCAUUCUUGUUUAUGGGACAGAGCUUGGGGAAUAUCAACGGGAGAGGGUGUGCUGAGAAUGAUGCAGAUGAUAAAAAUUCCUGUAGGUAUCGGACCAUCCAAUGUUGUAUCACUAUAGCUAAAAUUUAUUAUGUCCUCUUUUUUAUUCAUUUUAUCAUGAAGAACUUCACUAUCAUAGUUGAGGAAGUUAGAGAUUGCUGAAGCUGCUUUGAGGAUUUGUUAAUAAGCAUUAUUUGUCUCCAACUUCACCGUACCAGUAGAAAAGGGAAAGCAUUCGCUUUUUGAAGGACUUAGUCUGUGUAUGCUGACUCAGAUGAUAGUUAGUUUAAGCUGUGGGUGGUGAGAACCCUAUCACCAGACUGAUAUAAGCGAAUAUGCGUCCCCCUUAUGUUUUCUCAGAUGUGUUUCUGUAGCUCCUGACUUUUGAAUUUUUUUUUUAGUUAGCAAUUGCUACAUGGUUAAUAAAUGCCAGAAUAUGCAUGGACCAUAUAAUUAACUUGCAUACUGGGGUUGUGUUUAUCCAUUUCAUUUUCUGAAUGUAGAAUGAUCAAUUGAGUGUGAAACUGAACGCCCGUUGAUUAUAUGUAUGAUAUUCUAUUUUAUUCACAA